AUGGCCCCUCAGUUCGGAGCGACCUUCGUGCCCGGAGGCUUUGAUGAUUACUACCUGCCCGAAGUUGUGGCCCCUUCUCCGCAAAGGGUCACCCCUCAAGUGCCCCAAAAUAUGCAAGAUGACUUGCAGCGCCUAGAACUAGAGGCCAAAGGUAGCAAAAGGCGAGAAUCUAACGAAGCCCGCGAACGGCAACCAUCGCCGUCUACAAUCACGCAACAGCAGGCUUUCCCCACAACUGACACUUCACGAGCGCCAAACACGAUUGCCAACGAGGUCAAUAGUGAUAUAACGGCAUACAAGGAUACCGAGAACCGGGCACAGCGACUUGACACCAUGGGACGUGAUGCCCCGUCGUUUUCUCCCUUCCCCAACGUCACUGGCGACAACAUUCCUCCAGCCGAUGAUGCAAAAGAGGAAAUUUUGUGGAGCGCUCGCAAGCACGUUUUGCACUCGCAGGAUGUGAGGAUGCAGAUCAGCUGGGCUGCCGAUGUUCUGCUUUGGGCAGACAUUGCCAUGGAUGCCGCGUCACGAGAACCUGCAGGAAAACUCCGGCCAGCCACACCUCGCAUUGAACACGAACUACGAAUAGAUGCGUUGAAUAUUGUUAAUUACUUGGCCGGUCAGGAGCAUCCCCAGGCGUUGUACAUGCGCUCUAAGUGGCUGGAGUUUGGCAAGUUCGGACACCGGGUCGACAAACGUGAAGCGUACAGUGGCUACAAGCGAGCAGCAGAGCUCGGCAACGCAAGAUCUGAAUAUCGCAUGGGAAUGCUUUUUGAGCAGUCCAACGACAUGUCCAAGGCGAAAGAGCACUAUUACAAAGGCAUGAGCAUGAAGGACUCGGCAGCGCUCUACCGUAUGGGCAUGAUGAGUCUCCUAGGACAGCACGGCGAGACGAAAGACUACGCUGGCGGCAUUGAACGUAUCCGGACUGCCGCAGAUAGCUCUGAUGAGGACGCGCCACAGGGUUCCUACGUGUACGGGAUGUUGGUGGGCCGAGACUUGCCCGACAUCAACGUGCCCGACAGUCUGCUGCCGUUUAAUUUGGACACUGCCAAAAUGUAUGUAGAGAAAUCAGCGUAUCUUGGCUUUGGCAAAGCCCAGCUGAAGAUGGGCCAAGCCUACGAACUCUGCCAACUCGGCUGCGAGUUCAAUCCGUCCUAUUCGCUGCAUUAUUAUGGUUUGGCCGCCAAACAAGGACUUCCAGAAGCUGCUCUAGGCGUCAGUCGAUGGUUCUUGUUUGGGUAUGAAGGCGUGUUCAAGAAGAACGAAGAGCUCGCCUUCAAAUACGCACAGGAAGCCGCUGCUUCCAAGCUUCCAACCGGCGAGUUCGCUAUGGGGUAUUAUUACGAAAUUGGUAUCCAUGUGAACCAGAGCAUCCCGGAUGCACGAAAAUGGUAUCAGCUUGCCGCCGACCAUGGAAACAAGGAUGCUAUUGGCCGUCUGGAAUCUCUCAAUCAUGACAAGAGCCUGUCGAAACGAGACCACGAAACGACGACUUUGACACGAAUCAAGUCUCAGCAUGGUUCCCAGAGAGGCAAACGACCAGAUCGAUUCAAGCAAUCUCAACAAAUGCCUACACUUAGUGAAACGGCACCGCUGUCGCCAGCAGAUAAUCAACCGCACUUCCCGCAACCGACGUGCGCCAAAUCAACGGCUUCACCACGUGUAUCUCCCCAGCCUUCUCCUGGUAUCCAACCAACCAUUGUUGCGGAGCAUGCAAACUUCCCGGAUCCAUCGAGGGCCUCCGUCGUGGGUAUUGAUCGACCUCAAGCGUUUGGCAUCAGACUCGACGGAAAUGCAUCACGGCCUAUGCGUCCGCACUCCGCAGCACCAUACCCAGACGACGACCGGCCCGCACCUCUGAAUCUGAGCCGCCCUCAUUCCACGGCGCCAUAUCCCGUAGACGAUGUACCGGCGUCGCCCAGACGAAGGUACGGUCCGGGGCUCCAGCCUGCUCAUGGCCCACAAGCCGAUAGGCCAUCGAGUGCUUUUGGUAUCAAAACUCAGUCUGCUGGCCCACGCCCCAUCCCCCUGUCCAACUCAACAGGUAGUUUGCAGCCUCCUACACAGUCCGGUCCUCCUCACGGUCGAGCCGUGUCUGCCGGGUGGGAAUCCCAGGGUCAUCCUGGCGCAUACAGACGACCAAGCCCUGGUCCUGGUCUGAGCGGUCAGCGACCUCACAUCGGCGAUGACAUGUAUGGUCGACCAGACGGUGCUCAUCCUACCACUGGCGUGCACAUGGCCGGCAAUAAACUACAGAAGCAAUCUGCUCAACAGCCGCAUUCCUCCGUAUCUCCUACCAGCGCUGAUUUCGGGCGAGAAUACGGGCCCCGUACGUCAUCACGCCCUGCUUCAGAGAUGCCACCGCAGCACGACUUUCGAGGCAACUCCCAAGGCUAUGAGCGUUUUUCCAGAGUACCGGGCGCCACAGGUCGGCCUGAAAGACUAAGUUCCCUACCACCACAAGAUACCUAUCAGCCGCCGCCGAGAGUGUCGACGGGUUUCGGACAAGCAACGCCUAGCCAGCACCGUCCAACUCCUGCAUCCACCAAAUCUGCAAGUGUUCCGCCGAAUUUCGCAGGAAAUCGACCCUCUGAACCGAAUCAUCCGUCUGGUCCCGGUAUUCAAACUGCUACAGCCGGCCCCGCAAAGCCUGCCAAGGGACCUGCAACCUUUGAGGAUAUGGGCAUUCCACAGGGAAAGCAAGAUGGCGAUUGUAUCUCUGGCUCCCCUCACCUCUACGCCUCCCCCGAAAUCAGCUCCCUCGUUUUGACCCUUCCGCAACAGGAGUCUGAGCAAACACCCCUGCUCGGCAACGAGAGCCAAUCCCAUGAAAAUGGCAGCAGUGGUGGUCGUAGUGAUAGCCGAAGGGCUUCAACGUGGUCAAGAAUCCGCGAAAUCGGCAUCUUCGUUUGGGCCUUGGUCGCUACUGCGGCCGCCAUUAUCCUGGCCAUUACCAUUCAGCAUAAUCAAGAAACGUCCGCCCCGAGCCCUCAGCCUGCCAAGCGCAACCUUGUCUUCAUGGUUUCGGAUGGUAUGGGCCCUGCCUCACUUGAAAUGACCCGCGAAUAUCGUCGAUAUGUCAAGCAUCUCCCUGAGCACGACUCUCUCAACUUGGACAAACACUUCUGGGGUUCCAGUCGAACACGAUCUAGCAAUUCCCUCGUCACCGACAGUGCUGCCGGUGCCACCGCCUUUUCUUGUGGUAAAAAGAGCUACAAUGGUGCCAUUUCCAUGCUUCCCGACUUCCAGCCUUGUGGCUCUGUUCUCGAAGCUGCAAAGAGGGCCGGAUACGCCACUGGUCUGGUCGUGACCACCGAUAUCACCGACGCAACUCCAGCCUGCUUCGCAAGCCAUGUCGUGGCGAGGCAAAUGCAAGACUCCAUUGCCUUGCAAGAAGUCGGCCAUGGACCCCUUGGUCGUUCACUUGACCUCAUGCUAGGUGGCGGACGAUGUCGUUUCAUGCCCAAUUCUACUGCCGGUAGCUGCCGUUUGGAUGACACUGACGUCAUCGCCUUGGCGCAGGAAAAGUACGGAUGGUCGUAUGCGGACAGCCGUAAGGCUUUCGAUGCUUUCCGUGCAGGUAAAAAUGUCACUUUACCCCUAUUGGGACUGUUCGCAUCGUCAGAUUUCCCUUUUGAGCUGGACAGAAGGAACAUGAAUGAUGUGUAUCCGAGCCUUAGCGAAAUGGUCAGGGUUGCACUACGUUCUCUCGAAAGGGCCACUGCCAAAAGCGAAAAGGGCUUUUUUCUUAUGAUCGAGGGUAGUCGAAUCGAUCAUGCUGGCCACAUCAAUGAUCCCGCCGCCCAGGUACACGAGGUCCUGGAAUACGACAACACAUUCAAGGUCGUGUUAGACUUCAUCAAUGACACCGCCACUGAAACUACUCUCGUCGCAACCAGCGACCAUGAGACCGGCGGGCUCUCUACCGCUCUCCAGGAGCCUGGCCACCUGCCAGUCUAUAAUUGGUACCCGCAAGUGCUCGCUAAUGCAUCUGCCUCGUGCGAAAGUCUAGCUGCAUCGUUGCAGAGGCAUGUGGCAGACAAGUCUGUUUACACGUCGAAAAAACAGCUCAAAUCAUGGAUAAACGAUGAGCUCAUGAUUAACGGCCUCGGUAUCACUGAUGCCACAGAUGACGAGCUUUCGCUUCUUGCCGAUGACCCCCCGGCUUCCGUCGUCACCUUUGCCGCUAUCAUCUCUCUUCGUGCACACAUUGGCUGGAGCACGCAUGGCCACACAGCUGUCGACGUUAACGUCUACAGCUCCGGCAGCCCAGAGACGGAAAAGAUCCGCGGCAACAUCGAGAACACCGAUAUAGGAAACUUUCUCAGCCGCUAUCUAGAAGUAGACGUCGAUGAAAUCACCAAAGAACUCAGAGACAAGACUCACGUCAGCAACGACAGUAGUUUUCAUGUAACCCAGGAUCCAAAACGGACUGGAUAUUGGGCGUCUGAUAAGUAUCAUGCGAUUGGUUACUAG
Molecule: messenger RNA, 4479 nt
Organism: Metarhizium album ARSEF 1941
Lineage: Eukaryota; Fungi; Ascomycota; Sordariomycetes; Hypocreales; Clavicipitaceae
Product: Alkaline phosphatase-like, alpha/beta/alpha
Exons: 3
Coding region: 1-4479 (1492 amino acids)
Molecular function (GO): protein binding; phosphatase activity
Source: RefSeq, a predicted model, not a curated record